CAUCGUGUACUUUGCUACCAUAUCAUACAUCGACAAUGCUCAAACACAGCGAAAAUAAGCUCAACUCUUCUCCGCCGUCACCAUCGCUCACGGCUGUGGAACCGUCUCAUCCCACUCCGGAGGACAAGCCCGCCAAACUCGGCGUCCAGCCAAUAUCUUUGGCCACUGGCGGUGUUCCCCGUACAACCUCACCAAUAAAUCCAGCCUCUAUCGCCUAUCCUUCCUCGAAUACAAAACCACCCGAGCAAGCAGAGAAAUACGAACAUGAACAGCUAGAGAAAUCCAACCCCGGUCUCUUCCAGGCGCUCGAAGAAGCCGGAGUCUACUUUGCUUAUAGAGACGCGGAAGGUUCCGAUAUCAUCCGGAGCACGAAGGAAGACAAGCGGAAUCCGAGGAAUUAUCCCAAAUGGAAACGAUACUUGAUCGUUGGGUUGGCUAGUUGGCUUAACAACCUGGUCUGCCUGUGCGUGAGCGGGUACUCUACUGGUGCAGGCCAGAUCGCCGAAGAGUUCAACGUUUCCGCAGAGGUGGUGACCGUGGGACUGUCACUUUACGUCCUCGGAUUUGCUAUCGGUCCUCUCUUCACCGCCCCCUUAUCGGAAUUCUUCGGCCGAAGACCCGUCUACCUAGUCUCUUGGUUCAUCUUCACCUGCUUCCAGAUCCCCCUGGCUCUGGCCCCCAAUAUCGGGACCGUCCUCGUCUGUCGAUUCAUUCAAGGGUUUUCGGGAUCUACACCGUUGGCAAACACCGGAGGAGUCGUCCACGAUCUCUUCGGAAUCAGGGAGUGCGGACUGGCCGUAGCGAUCUACGCAUUAUCCAGUGUGGACGGUCCCCCUCUUGGGAACGUCGUUUCCGCUUUCAUACCGCCCGCAAAAGGCUGGAGAUGGAACUUUUGGGUCUACCUGAUCAUCUUCGGUGCUCAUUGGUUUAUAAUAUUCUUCUUCCUACCAGAAACUCGGGACACGAUCAUCAUGUCCAGGAAAUCGCAAGCUCUACGGGCUCAAGGAUUCACCAACGUCUACGCUGACCACGAAAAGGACAAGCGCAAGCCCGGGUACAUCUACAAGACCAGUCUGUAUCGACCGUGGCUGUUCCUGGUCAAGGAGCGGAUCGUUACAUUGUCCGCUCUGAUCAAUGGCUACGUUUAUGGCAUGAUCUUCUUAUCCAACGAGGCCUUUCCCCUGAUCUUCGGACCGGGGAAUAACGGGCACGACUGGGAUAAUACGGGACUCGUCAACCUCACUUUCGGCGCUUACGUAGUAGGAGCUGUCAUCGCCUUUGCCUUCCACCCGAUGCAAGAACGGUUUUAUCAAAAGCGAUCCACUGAAACCGGGACUCCUAACCCCGAAGCGCGAUGGUGGAUCUCGCUGUAUGGGAUCUGGUUGAUGCCCCUUGGGUUGAUGAUCUCCGCCUGGACGAGUUAUGCCUACCUCCCCUGGAUCGCUCCUUUGAUCGGCUUUGCUUGCGUGGGAUUCGGUUUCUUCUGCAUCAUCAACGCCAUCUUGACCUAUGUCGUCGAUGGAUACGGACACUACGCCUCGAGCGCUCUGGCGGGGGUGGUCUUCGUGCGAAACAUCGUCGGAGCGAUCUUCCCUCUCUUCGGAAGACAGAUGUUCGAGCGAUUAGGGAACCAAUGGGCACUGUUCUUACUCUCGAUGCUGUCGUUCCUGCUUGUGUCUAUUCCCUUCUUCCUCUACAGAAGAGGCGCAAAGGUCAGAGCGAAAUCUCCAUAUUGCGCGGAAAACUUUGGAAAGAGCGAUUGAGCUUGUCGACGAGCAAGAACACUUUGUAUUAGUACAUACACCAGCAAUGAUGAAUUAAGCGUUCAAAGCAGA
Filobasidium floriforme is the source of this 1835-nucleotide messenger RNA. Its product is annotated as polyamine transporter. Gene Ontology annotation, biological process: transmembrane transport. Bases 36 to 1763 code for a protein of 575 amino acids. Lineage: Eukaryota; Fungi; Basidiomycota; Tremellomycetes; Filobasidiales; Filobasidiaceae. Gene Ontology annotation, cellular component: membrane. The transcript has 13 exons. The record is from RefSeq and is a predicted model, not a curated record. Gene Ontology annotation, molecular function: transmembrane transporter activity.